AGCAACGGAAUGAUUUCCAUUUUGGGUAAUCAUUUUGUCGUAUUGGUUAAAGUUUGGGUUAAGAUUAGGAUUGUUAUUGGGUUACGGUUAGUAUUAUGCAUAAAUCGGUUACGGCUAAAAUUAGGGAAAGGCCGUAGAAAUUGAAUUUAAGUUAAUAAGCAGUUCCGUGGCUAUCCUAGGAAACGCAGCACGAACUGAGGUGAGGGGUCAGGCUACAGCAAGCUAGCCGGUUGAGCCAGAACACAUCGGAGUGUAUUUUAAUUUAAAUUAAAAGUGAGAUUAUCACUUAAAUAGCCGCUACAACGCCUGUUAGUGCUUUCAUAUGGAGGAGUAAACCCGGAGGAGACCGGGCCAUGAGCAGCGCAGCUCCCCGCCGCCUCACGCACCAGCAGCGGGUCGGGCUCUUGUGAUGGCUGGGCUCCGGGACGCGGACCCCUUCGUGGAGGACAGCUUCAGCCGCUUCCCGUCGCAGAGCAACAUGUACGGGCUGUGUCAGGCCGGGGAGCAGCAGCUGCUGGCGGCCACGCUCAAGGGCAAGGUGGUGUGUUUCCGCUACCAGGACCUGCAGCACAAGAUCAGACCCGUGGCCAAGGAGGUGCAGUUCACCUACAUCCCAGUCGAUGCAGAGAUUGUUUCAAUUGAUGCCUUCAACAAGUCUCCACCCAACAGAGGCCUGGUGGUGGGAAUCACCUUCAUAAAGGACUCGGGUGACAAAGCCACUCCGUUUCUUAACAUCUACUGCGACUACGAGCCCGGCUCCGAGUUCAACCUGGAGUCGAUUGCGCAAAGCUGCCUGAAUCUGGAGCUGCAGUUUACUCCCUUCCAGCUGUACCACACAGAAGUGCAGUGUGAAGACGGAGGCAGCGAGACGGUGUUUCUGCUCAGCGGUCACGACCAGAGGAUCCAUCUGUACAAGGAGAACGCCUCCCUCCACCAGUUUGAAGAGCAGCCAGUGGAGAGGCUCUUCCCUGAGCUGCAGCAGCUGCCCAGCAAUGUGUUGUGGCUCGAUGUGAUGAGUAUUCCCGGGGGUCGACGCCUCUCGGCGUUUGGCUGUCAGAACGGCUGUGUUGGACUGGCUCUGGUCAACCAGACGGGACCAGAGGUUUUGCAGAGUUGGCGGGUGCAGCUGGACAGUCCGGUCUCCACAGUGCUGCUGUUCCCCCUGAGCUGCCAAACGGAGGCCAGCCAGACCACCGGGGAGAAAAGUGUGGAUUUGUCAGGCUACAACCUUCUGGUGACCAGUACCAUUGAAAUGGCAGUCGUCUACAGAGACGUCCAGGAGUGCGGCAUGUCUCGUCCCACGUACCUCUCAGAGAGCGACCAGUGGGACGCGGUGCUUUGCGCCCUGGUCAUUGACCUGGAUUUUGACGGGCAGAAGGAGGUGCUGCUGGGAACCUACGGACAGGAACUUCUUUGUUAUAAAUUCCAACCACCAGCGAGCGGAGGACAGGGACAGUUUCAGCUGCUGUGGAGGCGGAGCUUCAAGAGUCCUCUGUUGUCCAUCAUCUACUUGGACCUGACAGGGGAUGGCCUGAGAGAGCUGGCGAUCCUCACUCUGAAGGGGCUGCAUAUUUUGCAGCACAGUCUCACCAUCACAGCCGAUUUGGUCCUGGAGCGGCUGGCCCACAGGGUCUCCAUGUUGACGUCCGGCUCUGAGUUGGAGUUAGCCAAAGGUCAAGACAACGCAGAGCGGGACGCCUCAGCUCAGAGAGAGGAGUGUCCGCCUCAGCCAUCAUCAAAUUAACAACUAACCAUGCAUAUUGUUUACUCGCUCCAGUGACAACACUGUUAUUUAAAGGUGCAGUGGGAAGGAUUUUCUCAAUCACAGCUCACUACUGGUGAUUAGUGAAAUUAACUGUGAAGGAACAUUACUGGUGUUUUGCUAUUGAGAAAAAGUGAUAGAACAAACAACAGCUGAUUUAAAAACAACAGCAACAACAACAUUUCACAUAAGCACAGUUAAUGUAGUAGCAGUAGUUGUCAUCUCUGUCGCUGUUAAUUUGACACUGAAAGAGGAAAUCCCUAAGGAUUAAUGAAGGGUCAUCAUGUAGAGUGUGUUCCUGAAAUGAGUGUUUAUAAUGUGGAGUUUGGGUACAUUGUUGAACUAUGGGAAGUGUACAAUAAUUUGUAAAUAAUAAAUGAAAAAGAACCUGUA
Myripristis murdjan (pinecone soldierfish) is the source of this 2155-nucleotide messenger RNA. It is a transcript of the gene kptn, whose product is annotated as kaptin (actin binding protein). The transcript has 12 exons. Gene Ontology annotation, molecular function: actin filament binding. Gene Ontology annotation, biological process: cellular response to amino acid starvation; negative regulation of TORC1 signaling; actin filament organization. NCBI's taxonomy places the organism in Eukaryota, Metazoa, Chordata, Actinopteri, Holocentriformes, Holocentridae. Bases 410 to 1744 code for a protein of 444 amino acids. Gene Ontology annotation, cellular component: actin cytoskeleton; KICSTOR complex; lamellipodium. The record is from RefSeq and is a predicted model, not a curated record.